Penicillium taxi is the source of this 534-nucleotide messenger RNA. RefSeq lists its product as uncharacterized. The transcript has a single exon. The coding region runs from base 1 to 534 and encodes 177 amino acids. The record is from RefSeq and is a predicted model, not a curated record. NCBI's taxonomy places the organism in Eukaryota, Fungi, Ascomycota, Eurotiomycetes, Eurotiales, Aspergillaceae.
AUGUCCACCAACAGACCAUUCCUAGCCAACUUCCUAGCCGCGUUCCGCGCCCAGUCAACCUACAAAGCAGCAACAGUGACCUCCCAAUCAACUAACACCCUCCCAUCCGCACAGUCCAUCACACAAUCAGCCCGCGCCAUCGCGACCAAAGCCACAACUACAACCCACUCGCACUCACACUCGCACCACAAUCACCACCACACCUCAAGUCCAGCUGCUACACCGCAUCAAUACCAUCACACAACGGACCCGCUAACAGCCCCGCCCCCAGCGUCAUCAUCCUCAACGUCAACUCCCAUUCCGAUAAACCAUGGCUCGGGCACAGUAACUGGUCCGGACCGCCAGCGGAGAGGUAGUGACUCGUCAAGUGGUUCGGGCGGGUUCUACGAUGCCCUCGGAGCUGAGAAGUGGUAUAUUGGCGGCCGGACUCCGGCUGGCGAGGAACGUUUCUAUCGGCUUGGUAUGGUGACGAAUGGGGGUGGGCGGUUAGGUGGGGGAGGUCGUGUUGGGAGUAUUGAUCAGUUGAGUCUUUGA